Molecule: messenger RNA, 333 nt
Organism: Peronospora matthiolae
Lineage: Eukaryota; Oomycota; Peronosporomycetes; Peronosporales; Peronosporaceae
Source: the annotation of a GenBank genome assembly
AUGGGACGGGUCUUUGAGGAGUUUGUCGACAGCUCCUGCGUCUUCCGCUGUGCCGAGUGUAACGCGCAUUUGGCUCGCUACGAGGAUAUCAUCUCCAAGAAAUUCCAAGGCACAAGCGGCAGAGCCUAUCUCUUUGACGCAGCAGUCAAUGUCAGUACAGGUCCACCUGAAGAGCGAAUGCUCAUGACGGGGCUACACGUCGUGCUGGACCUCUAUUGCAACACGUGCUGGGGUGUUGUGGGCUGGAAAUACAAAGAAGCACACAACGCAUCGGAAAAGUACAAGGAAGGUAAGUUCAUUCUCGAGUUAGCCAAGACGGACCAGAAGCCCUGA